Platichthys flesus (European flounder) is the source of this 1919-nucleotide messenger RNA. Its product is annotated as UDP-glucuronosyltransferase 1A1-like. The transcript has 9 exons. Lineage: Eukaryota; Metazoa; Chordata; Actinopteri; Pleuronectiformes; Pleuronectidae. Bases 186 to 1832 code for a protein of 548 amino acids. Gene Ontology annotation, molecular function: UDP-glycosyltransferase activity. The record is from RefSeq and is a predicted model, not a curated record.
AAUCUGACAGGAAUUUCAACAAUCCACAGCCAGACACAGGAACUGGAGCGGAGGGAUCAGGUUACCAGAACCACUAAAGAACAGCUUAGGGAUUGUUGUCUUAACUUGUUUUUUUCUCUCACUUUCUGCCUCCUUUAAUUCUGUGUUGGACACAGUGAGGUGUGUGGACACACGGAACGAGAACAAUGUGGAAGGCAGCAGCGUUUAUGUUCGUGCUGCUACACACAGAUAUGCAGGUGAUAGGGGAUCCGGAUAAGACUGAGACAGAAACAUCUAAGGUAGAGAACCAGCAGCAGACAGACGGUAUUUUUCCAAGUCAUGCUGCCUCCUCUGCAUACUCCGGUAAGCUGCUAAUUGUACCCAUGGAUGGGAGCCACUGGGUGACCAUGAAGGCCAUUGCCCAAGAAAUGGGUCGCCGUGGACACCGGGUCACCGUGGUGAUACCAGAGGUCAGCAUACGGAUGGGUCCGGGGGAACACUACGACACCGUGACUCAUCCCGUUCCCUACGACAAGGCUCACAUGGAUUCUGUGUUGUCCAUGAACAAAGACAUGAUUCAGAAGUCUGCAGAGCCCUUCAUGGAGAAGAUGAAGAAACGAUUCUCAAGAUUCCAGAAAGUGGCAGAAAUCCUUCACAUCACAGCAGAAAGUCUACUGUUCAAUGACAGCCUCAUCUCACAUCUGGCAGAGCAGGGCUUCGAUGCCAUGUUGACAGACCCCAUGGUCCCCACAGGCGCACUGAUGGCUCGGAAAUUUGGUAUCCCCAUUGUUAAUGUGCUGAGAGGAAUUCCAUGUUCCUUGGAUAUAAAAUCUUCUGGCUGCCCUGCCCCACCCUCAUAUGUGCCCCGCUUUUUGACUGGAUACACCGAUACAAUGAGCUUCAAGCAGAGGGUUGUCAACACUUUGGUAUCUUUGUGGGAGCCGCUGCUCUGCCGAUUGCUGUACUGGCAUUUUGACAAUAUAGCCUUUGAGUUCCUAGGAGAGAAGGUGGGCAUCGCUGAGGUGCUGUCAGACUCUGAUAUCUGGCUGAUGAGGUUGGACUUCACAAUGGAGUUCCCACGUCCUCUCAUGCCAAAUGUAGUACUAGUUGGUGGCAUCAACUGCAAUGUGAGAGCUCCUCUCCCUGAGCAUUUGGAGUCCUGGGUGUCAGGGGAGCACGGGUUUGUGGUGUUCACUCUGGGCACCAUGGUGUCAGAUCUCCCAGAAGAAAUUGCCUCUAUCUUCUUAGAGGUUUUCAGGCGGAUUCCACAAAAAGUGAUAUGGAGAUAUACAGGUCAGGUUCCUGACAACGUCCCAGGAAACGUGAAGAUAAUGAGCUGGGUGCCUCAGAAUGAUCUGCUCGCACAUUCUGGAGCCCGGGCUUUCAUCACGCACGCUGGAUCACACGGUCUAUACGAGGGACUGUGUCACGCUGUUCCCAUGGUGAUGCUGCCGCUAGGCGGGGACCAACCUGACAACGCUAGGAGAAUGGCGAGCAGGGGAGUGGGAGUCGAGUUGGAUAUUUCUUCUAUCACUACAGAAAGCCUGCUUCAGGCACUGAAUGAGGUCAUAAAUGACAUCAGGUAUAGAGAAAAUAUACAGAAGCUGUCAGCUAUCCAUAAAGACCGGCCGACUGAGCCUCUCGACCUGGCGGUGUACUGGACAGAAUAUGCGAUGCGCCACAAAGGGGCGAAACAUCUUAAAUCAGCCGGCCAGAAACUCAACUGGAUCCAGUACUAUUGCCUGGAUGUGAUAUUGCUCCUAGUUACUGUAGCUCUGGUUUUAGGAAUACUGACGGCAAAAUGCAUGAAACUGUGCUACCGGAAACUGAGCAGGAAAACGAAACUGGACUAAAUGUUCACGGAGAGUGUGUAAGAAGAAUAAGUGAAGUCAUGUGGUGACCAAAUAGACAUUUAAUAAAGAAAACAGAAUAUUAUCACA